AUGUGUGGUAUCUACGCAGCCUAUAGGCAACAAGAUGUCGAAGCCUUCAAAGGUAAGGCCCUUCAAAACUCCAAGAGAAUCCGUCACCGUGGUCCAGAUUGGUCAGGUAACAUCAUCCAAAACUCUACUAUAUUGUGUCAUGAAAGAUUAGCUAUUGUCGGUUUGGACUCCGGUGCUCAACCAAUCACUUCCAGUGAUGGCAGAUUCUCAUUGGCAGUUAACGGUGAAAUCUACAACCACAUCCACUUGAGAAACGAAUUUAAGGACUACCACUUCAAGUCUUUAUCUGACUGUGAGCCUAUCAUCCCAUUGUUCCAAAAGUACGGUGUUGAUGCUCCAAAGUACUUGGACGGUAUGUUUGCCUGGGUACUUUAUGACAGAGAUGAAGACAGAAUCGUUGCUGCCAGAGAUCCUAUCGGGAUUACCACUUUGUACAUGGGUAAGUCCUCCAAGAACCCGCAAACCCGUUAUUUCGCUUCUGAAUUAAAGUGUCUUAUAGACGAAUGUGACGAAAUCUUCGCCUUCCCUCCAGGUCAUGUCUACGAUUCCAACACCGAUGAAAUAACAAGAUACUUCCAACCAACCUGGUGGGAUGGUUCUAAGGUCCCAACUAAGAACGUUGACUACAAGGAAGUUAGAGAAAGUCUUGAGUUGGCUGUGAGAAAAAGAUUAAUGGCUGAAGUUCCAUACGGUGUUUUACUUUCUGGAGGUUUAGAUUCUUCCUUAAUUGCUUCCAUCGCGGCAAGAGAGUCCCAAAAGGCCGCUGCUUCCAUCUCCAAGGACGGUGUUGACGCCAACAAGGAAUUAUCCGGUGUUGAUGACAAGGGUUCUUUACACUCUUCAGGGUUCAACGCAUUGCAUUCUUUUGCCAUUGGUUUACCAGGUGCUCCAGAUUUGAUUGCUGCUGAAAAGGUUGCCCACUUCAUUGGUACCAUCCACCAUUCCCACACUUUCACUUUGGAAGAAGGUUUGGAUGCUUUGGAUGACGUUAUUUUCAACUUGGAAACAUACGAUGUUACCACUAUUAGAGCUUCUACUCCUAUGUACUUGUUAUCUAGAAAGAUCAAGGCUCAAGGUGUUAAGAUGGUCUUAUCCGGUGAAGGUUCAGAUGAAAUCUUUGGUGGUUACUUAUACUUCGCCAACGCUCCAUCUGCUUCAGAAUUUCACCAAGAAUGUGUGCAGAGAGUUAAGAACUUGCAUUACGCUGAUUGUUUAAGAGCCAACAAGUCUACCAUGGCUUGGGGUUUGGAAGCUAGAGUCCCAUUCUUGGACAAGAACUUUUUGGAAGUUUGCAUGAACAUCAACCCAGAAGAUAAAUUAAUUAAACCAUCCGAAGGUAAAAUUGAAAAAUACAUUUUAAGAAAGGCCUUUGACACCUCUGAUGAUCCAGAUGCCAAACCAUACUUACCAAAGGAAAUCUUAUACAGACAGAAGGAACAAUUCUCUGAUGGUGUUGGUUAUUCAUGGAUCGAUGGAUUGAAGGACGCUGCCGAAGCUGCUGUCACCGACGAAGAACUUGCCAACCCUAAACCACACUGGGGUGACGAUAUUCCUACCACCAAGGAAGCUUACUGGUACAGAUGUAAGUUUGACCAACAAUUUCCAAACUCUGAGGCCGCUGCUUCUACUGUUAUGAGAUGGAUUCCAAAGGCUGAAUGGGGUUGUCAUGCUGACCCUUCAGGAAGAUAUGCUACCAUUCACGAACAAAAGGUUGACCAUGAAUAA
Messenger RNA from Dujonia railenensis, 1725 nucleotides. The record is from the annotation of a GenBank genome assembly. NCBI's taxonomy places the organism in Eukaryota, Fungi, Ascomycota, Pichiomycetes, Serinales, Debaryomycetaceae.